This is a messenger RNA of Cavenderia fasciculata, 2766 nucleotides long. RefSeq names its product TMF1-like protein. The coding region runs from base 1 to 2766 and encodes 921 amino acids. The record is from RefSeq and is a predicted model, not a curated record. Lineage: Eukaryota; Evosea; Eumycetozoa; Acytosteliales; Cavenderiaceae. The transcript has 6 exons. Gene Ontology annotation, cellular component: Golgi apparatus; endoplasmic reticulum.
AUGAUAUUAUCUUUUCAUUGUAAAGCACUAAAGACUGUUGAAAAGUCUAUCGAUAAAGUAAUUGGUAUACCUGAUCAAGAUGAACAGCUAAAACAACAACAACAAGGAGAUGAAGAAGAUUCCUCUCCUCCUGUUCCACUAUCAACAUCACCAACAACAACAACGACAAAUUCAUAUUUUGGAUAUUCAUUCUCAUCAAACACUUCAUCACCUUCUAGACCUAGAGUAACAAAAGGUACAAGUCAAAUACCAACAAAGAAAACUAUUCCACAAUCAUCGCCACCUGUCCUACCGACUAUCCAACCACCACCGGUAGAACAAACACAACCCCAACAAGCAAGAACAGAGACUGUCAACAAUUCAGCAUUAAAUGGUGAUGAUCAAACUUUAUUGGUUGUGGAUCAAGAGAAUACUAGCAUCAUUGAUAACAAUACUAGUAUCAAUGUUGAAUCAUUGGUCAAUGAUAAUUCAUUACGAGUCGACAAUAUAUCUCCUAUAAAAGCACCUUCAAACUCUUCAAAUACACCACCAACAAAUAUAUCAACUGAUCAAGAGGAUGAUAUCAUUGAAUACAAUAAUGAUGAUGUUAUAAAAAAUGAUAAUAUUGAACCAAUAAUUAUACCUUUACAAGAACAACCAACCAACACUAAACCAGUUGUCGAACAACAACAACAACAACAACAACAACAACAACAACAACAACAACAACAACAACAACAACAAGAUAAUAAUAAUGAUAAAUUAAAAUUAAAGAUAUUAGAAUUGGAAGGUAAAAUAUCAGCAUUGGUUAUUGUUAAUCAAGAAAAGGAAAGAGUUUUGGGUGAUAGAGAGAAACAACUAUCUAAUCUAUCUUUACAUAUUUCAAAGUUGGAAACAACCAAUGAUCAAUUGAUAAGUGAUAUCACUCGGUUAAAUACUGCUCAAAAGAAAGAGGAUAUUGAAAAUCUAAAGGAAGAAUUUAGCAGGAGAAUUGGUGAGGUGGAAAAGAGACUCAAGAUUGUUUCCAAAGAGAGAGAUUCAUUAAAGUCUGGUCAAGCUGUAUCGGAAAACACAACCAAUUCACUAAAGGAAAAAGAUGACCAAAUUUCACAGCUCAUGCAAGAGGGUACAGCAUUGUCUCACAAGGUGUUGGCAUUAGAAUCGACAAUCAAAAAACAAAGAACUCAUAUUAAAGAAUCAGACGAACAGUUAAGGUUACUCAACGACAGAGUUUCAACUACCGAUAAUUUACUUCAAUCAAAGGUCGAUCGAUUGAAAGAGUUGGAGGUGGCUGACAAAAAGUAUCAAGAUACUAUUUCAACAAUGAAAGAUGUAACACAAGUAACAAACAAAAAGUUUGAAGAAGCUGAUAAGGCCAGUAAACAGGCAGCUGAACUUCAAUUGGCUCUAGACAAGGCAUGGAAAGAAAUAUCUGAUCUCAACAAACAUCACCAAAUGGAAGUUGAUCGAUACACUAGAGCCAUCGACGAAACUAAACAACGAACAAGAGACGAGAUGCAGAUGCAAUUCAACAAUGACAAAAAAGAGCAAACCAGAAAAGAGGAAUCACUUCAACACUCAGUGUCUGAGGUUCGUCUGGAAAUGGACCGUCUCAAUGAACGUCACGCCAGAAAGGAGGAGGAACUCAAUAAACACAUCCAGCAUCUAAAUCAACGAUGUAGAGAGGCAGAACAAAGAUCAGAUCAAUUGAGUUCAUCCAUUCCCGAUACGACCCGUCCUCUUAUCAAACAAAUAGAAUCUUUACAAAGUGCAAAUGAUGCUCGUCAGCAAGCAUGGGACGCUUUGGAAAAAAUAUCACAACAACAAUUAAAAGAAUUAAAAUUGGCUGCAGAGAUUGCAUCUCACAAUGAACAAGAAGCUAUUAAUGAAUUGGAGGAAAUGACAACGAAAAUCAAUAUUUUACAAGUAGAUUUUAAAAAAGAAAAGAACCAAAACAAAAUAUUACAAAAUGAUUUACAAAAUGAAAAGAAUAGAUUGUUGGAAAAAUCAAAUAUUUUGGAUUCACAUCAAGAUCAAAUCAUUCAGUUGAAAGAAAUGCAAAAACAAAAAGAAAAUACCAUUCAACAAUUGGAGGAGAAAUUGGAAAAAUCAUUUAAAGAUUUCAAAGAGGCAGAGGAAUUAAGACAAAGAGAAAAGGAAUUGGAAAAAGAGAGACGUGAAAAUGAUUUGAUUAGAUCUUCUUCCUCAAAUUCUUUAUCUAAUAUUAAUAAUAAUAAUGGAGGAGGAACUUCAUCAUUGACAGGAUCUUCUAGUAUUUCAUAUGAAAACAAAUUAUAUGGAUUGAGGAGGAACAAUAGUAAUAAUGAUUUUUUACAACAACCACAACAACAACAACAACAAUCUUCACCUCAUUCUACACUCUCUGUUGAAUUUUAUCAAUCGACACUUGGUCACAAAGAAAGAGAAAUUGCAAUGUUGAACUCUAAAUGUCUAUCAUUUGAAAAUUCAAAGAAAAAACUUGAAGAAGAACUAAUUAAAUUAACAACAUCAAAUGAACAAUUAUUAUUGGAAUCAAAGGAAUUAAAAAAUACUAAAAAUGAGGUCAAAGACAUCAAACAAAGAUAUGGCACUGUAUUGGAGCUCUUGGGUGAAAAGGAAGAAAUGGUCAAUGAAUUAAAAUUGGAUAUUGUAGAUAUGAAGGAACUAUAUAAAUCGCAAAUUAGUGAAUUAUUGGUACAGGUUGAAAAACUAAAAAAAAUCAGAUCAACAUUUAAUAUCCUACAAUUGUUUGGACAAGUUGUUAUCCUUUUUCCAUUCCAAAGAUGA